AUGGCUUCGCUCUUCUUCAACGUCCGUCAGCAGCGCCAGAGGAACGUCCGUUAUCAACGCAUCCAUCCUUCCUCUGUGUUCCAGCAGAACGAUCGCAUCUUCUACUCGAAGUAUAGAUUUCGCAGAGAAGAUGUUAAGAAGAUCGUGAGGAUGCUUGAACCGCUGCUGCCGGAUGCAGGGCUGGAGCCCUGGGAGAUCAGCAAAGAGGACAAGGUCCUCAUCACACUCCGCUACCUGGCCACCAACAGUCAUCAGAUUGUUAUAACUGACUGUUUCGGGGUGUGCCAGAAGGCUAGUCCCGCUUCCUCCGCUUCUGGCCGUCGGAAGAGCGCUGGUGCUUGCGGAGGUCUCGAGAAUUCGCUAGAAUCUCGAAAUUCAAAAAUGUCAUUGGAUGCGUCGAUGGUUGCCUCAUCCGAAUCCAGCGCCCUAUCAACUUCGGCGACCACUACUACUGCCGCAAGACAUGUUGCGCAGUCAAUAUGA
This is a messenger RNA of Cylicocyclus nassatus, 483 nucleotides long. The record is from the annotation of a GenBank genome assembly. NCBI's taxonomy places the organism in Eukaryota, Metazoa, Nematoda, Chromadorea, Rhabditida, Strongylidae.